UUUGUCUGGCUCAACAGCUGGGUGGAACUCCGACCAAAAAAAAAAAAAAAAGUUGCUUCAAUGACAUUUUUUGAAGGGAUGGCAGCCUGAGCGCGAGAUAAACCCGUUGUCCUGUCAGGAGGAGAGUAUUUUCAACACUGCGCCAUGGAUUUUAACGUCAAGCGCUUAGCCGCAGACGCCGGUACUUUCCUGAGCCGCGCGGUGCAAUUUACAGAAGAGAAACUUGGGCAAGCGGAGAAAACUGAGCUGGAUGCCCAUCUGGAGAACCUGUUGAUCAGAGCUGAGAACACCAAGCAGUGGACAGAAAGGAUCAUGAAGCAGACGGAGGUCCUACUGCAGCCUAAUCCAAACGUCCGGCUGGAAGAGUUUGUGUACGAGAAGCUGGAGAAAAAAGCCCCCGCGCGGAUGAACAACCACGACUUGCUGGGCCAGUCCAUGAUUGAGGCGGGGAACGACUUCGGCCCCGGCGCUGCGUACGGAAACGCUCUGAUAAAAUGCGGCGAGACGCAGAAGCAGAUCGGCGGCGCGGAGCGGGAGUUCAUCCAGAGUUCUGCCAUCAACUUCCUGACGCCUUUUCGAAACUUUCUCGAGGGCGACUUCAAAACCAUCCUGAAAGAACGCAAGCUUCUGCAGGUCAAACGUUUAGAUCUGGACGCAGCCAAGACCAGGCUAAAGAAGGCCAGGAUGCCGGAUGCAAGAGCUGCAGCAGAGCAGGAGCUGAGAAUGACCCAGAGCGAGUUCGACCGACAAGCCGAGAUCACGCGUCUCCUGCUGGAGGGCGUCAGCAGCACCCACGCACACCACCUACGCUGUUUGAACGACUUCGUGGAGGCCCAGACGACGUACUACGCUCAGUGUUACCAGUACAUGGUGGACCUCCAGAAGCAGCUCGGCAGUUUUCCGUCCUCGUUCGCCAACAAUAACCAGACGGCGGCGACGGCUUCGGGAGGGCCCAGCAUCUCUGUGCCCACCAUCCCGGUGUCCGCCUCUCUGCCCAGCGUCUCCGCGGGUCGCUCCAGCUCUGCGGCGGCGGCGACGGGCGGCUUCAGCGAGCUGCGGAGCUCCAACGGCAGCCGAAAAGCUCGGGUCCUUUAUGACUACGAUGCCGCCAGCAGCAGCGAGCUCUCCCUGCUGGCCGACGAGGUGAUCACAGUUAGCAGCGUGCCAGGCAUGGAUUCAGACUGGCUGAUGGGGGAGCGAGGCAACCAGAAGGGCAAAGUGCCGAUCACCUACCUGGAGUUGCUCAACUGAAGCGCAGAUCCUCUCCGUCUCUACACGCACCCCGUGCAAACCAGCUGUGAUCCCGUAUUUAUACCAUGCUGCAGGGACAGGCCUCACUUUCUGUUUCAUUCAGUUUUUUUUUCUUUUUUUUUAUGUUUCUUUUGUAAAAAAACAAAACAAAAACAAAAAGAUGGAGUCUCUCGUGCUGCAUACCCGAGCAGGAAUAAAUAAAUUUGAGUGAUGGGAGAGCAAAUGGACCCUUUUCCUCAUUAGUUUGCAGUAAAUAUCUUCAACCUGCUUCGAGGCCUAUGAGUUCGGUGCUGAAAGCCGUACCAGAACGCCUAGUAAAGGUUUAAGAUUGUGUUUACAGAGUCCUUCUCAGAUGGUUCACCUAAAUGCUCCUCUGCCUCCUCUUUUUUUUCCUCUCUCUGCUAACACGUUUAUGUAAGAGGAGAUGAGGAGGGCACAUUUUUUGUUAAUUAAGAAAACAGCAGUCGAGUGUGAAGUGAAGAUGGCCGGUGGUUAUUUUAAGUCUCGUUUUUAUAAGCGAUAAUCUCCCGGAGCAGUAGCUGUCCUGAAACUGAGUUUGGACGGGGUUGCUUUGUGCCGCAGACGUAUUUUUGCAUGCCGCUUUACUGCACGAGGAGCUCAUUGCUGGAUCCGUUCCUGUCUGUUGGAUUUUUAUAAUAUUGCCUUUUCCAAUUUACAUCCACAGUAUUGAGCCUUUUUAGCUCAAGUCUUUCAAGUAUUGAAUCCUAUUUUUUCCAUCCCCCAUUCUUGCCAGCCUGAAAUCAGCUUUGGUACUGUGCUUAAAAUGAGGCCCAGUAUUUGUUUCUCUGGUUUUGAUUAGCUUUCUGUUUUUACUAAAGGAAAUGCAUGCAGUAAAGAUCUGUUUUCUCCUUUUAACAUUACUAACCCAGCUGGAAUUUCAUCAAGCUUGCACUUCAAAUGUAUAUGGAAACCUUUUUAAGAACUGUAUUGUUGCAUUUUUUUGAGGACAUUUCAGUAUAUUAUUACAAAAUUGAGCUUUUUGUAUUUCGUGUAACUGAUACAGUGGCAUGUGAUUGUAAAAAAAUAAAUAAAUCUAAACUAUGAACCAUU
Molecule: messenger RNA, 2322 nt
Organism: Fundulus heteroclitus (mummichog)
Lineage: Eukaryota; Metazoa; Chordata; Actinopteri; Cyprinodontiformes; Fundulidae
Gene: sh3glb1a
Product: SH3-domain GRB2-like endophilin B1a
Exons: 9
Coding region: 145-1251 (368 amino acids)
Biological process (GO): membrane organization
Cellular component (GO): cytoplasm; membrane
Molecular function (GO): protein binding
Source: RefSeq, a predicted model, not a curated record